GUGAAGGCUGACUAGUAGACUGGGGAGGUCUUUUCCCGUGGCGCGCCAACAAGCUGACGGACUCUUGUUCUUGCUGGCAGACCGCAGACGGCUGUCAUCGCAGCCAAUCACCACCACCAGAGAUAAGAUUAGAUCUGAUCGCCAAGACUAGUCCGAAUUCUCCUUCCAAAGUCCCUCAAGCAGACGUCCGUUCUUCGGUCUCCCCCGGCCUACCCUAUACUUGUUUCGCUUGCUCUACUAUCAUUGGUGAGGCCAUGUCUCCCUUGUGGGCGACUCCCUCAUUGUUACUUUAAUUGAUCCUGAACCCAUAUCCGCAAGGUGUGUGGGUGCCAAUUGCUCGUAUCAACUAUCCCGACUCUUGUUGUCCCGCACCGUGACGUCCUUCCAUGCCUUGGUGAUCAUCCAGCGCCCUUGAAACAGAUAUUCUCCCCCCUCAAUUAUCCUCAAUAUGCCGCCACAUCUACACCCUCGGUCGCGGUCGACCUCCUCUCUUUUCGCAGCCACCCUCCUUGCAUCUCUUUUCGUCGUCGGCCUGCCGCACCUUUUCCCUUGCCCUGCCCCGCGUCGUACUCUCGCCGAUUCUGAGAUGAUGGUCACCACUGAUGGACAGCAAAUACCAAGAGUCCGAAGGAAGAGGAGGAAGGAUGCUGAAAUGUGUGGCCCAGAAGGAAACGUUCUUUCCCAGGCACAGCAACCCCCUGACGAAGUGUCAACCUUCUUACAAUUGGAGGAGGAGGCUGCACAACUAGCUAAGGCGGGAAGAGAAUGCCCUGUCCCAAAGCCUCGUGGAGUCCUGGGUGAAUUGCUCGGUUUCUCAAACCAUAAAGAGGCCACAGACAACUAGAGCUCCGACGCGGAAGUCAGCGGUCCCGACCUUUCCUAUCACGAGAAGAGUCGAUGAAUUGUAUUGAAUACCAGCGAGCUCGGUGAAGCUAUGAGAGAUAUUUUACGAAUCGGGUUAUUGGAGUGUUAAACCUCCUGUUGAGAAUACCUUUCGGCCCUGGGCCAUGCUAUGCAGUGAGGCACCAACCCAAUUGCCAGCAAUAUACCCAUGUACAGAUAGUCAUCUGGAGCCAUGAUGUACAAUAGCAUUUCUAUGUCUAUAACUUGACUCU
This is a messenger RNA of Aspergillus alliaceus, 1115 nucleotides long. RefSeq lists its product as uncharacterized. The coding region runs from base 449 to 844 and encodes 131 amino acids. The transcript has a single exon. Gene Ontology annotation, cellular component: mitochondrial matrix. Lineage: Eukaryota; Fungi; Ascomycota; Eurotiomycetes; Eurotiales; Aspergillaceae. Gene Ontology annotation, biological process: mitochondrial respiratory chain complex IV assembly. The record is from RefSeq and is a predicted model, not a curated record.